AUGACCAUUGAAAAACUGUUUUCUUUUUAUUUUUUAGAUUGUUUCUCUUUAUUCAGAAGCGUAAAGGUGUUUGCCGAGUGCAAGAAGAUGUUUCUUUGGCUCUUUAUGAUUUUCUCAGCCCCGAUCUCGUCGGCCAGUGCAGACUCUGACCUAACGGUGGACGUUUGCAGCGUGUGCUCCUGCGUGUCCGUCGAGAAUGUGCUUUAUGUCAACUGUGAGAAGGUGUCCGUCUACAGACCAAACCAGCUGAAACCUCCCUGGUCUAAUUUUUACCACCUCAAUUUCCAAAACAAUUUUUUAAAUAUCCUCUACCCAAAUACCUUCUUGAAUUUUUCACACGCAGUGUCCCUGCAGCUGGGAAAUAAUAAACUGCAGAACAUUGAGGGAGGAGCCUUCCUUGGGCUCAGUGCAUUAAAGCAGUUGCACUUGAACAACAAUGAAUUAAAGAUCCUCCGAGCUGACACUUUCCUUGGCAUCGAGAACUUGGAGUAUCUCCAGGCUGACUACAAUUUAAUCAAGUAUAUUGAACGAGGGGCCUUCAAUAAGCUCCACAAACUGAAGGUCCUCAUUCUUAAUGACAAUCUGAUUUCAUUCCUUCCUGAUAAUAUUUUCCGCUUUGCAUCGUUGACCCAUCUGGAUAUCCGAGGGAACAGGAUCCAGAAGCUCCCCUAUAUCGGCGUGCUUGAACACAUUGGCCGAGUGGUCGAGUUACAGCUAGAGGACAACCCGUGGAACUGCAGCUGUGACCUGCUGCCUUUGAAGGCAUGGCUCGAGAACAUGCCCUAUAACAUCUACAUUGGGGAAGCGAUCUGUGAGACCCCCAGUGACUUGUAUGGCAGGCUCUUAAAGGAGACCAACAAGCAAGAGCUCUGCCCCAUGGGCACGGGCAGCGAUUUUGAUGUGCGCAUCCUGCCCCCGUCUCAGCUGGAGAAUGGCUUCACCACACCCAAUGGGCACACCACUCAAACAUCCCUCCACCGCUUAGUGACCAAGCCACCGAAAACGACAAAUCCCUCCAAGAUCUCGGGAAUCGUGGCAGGCAAAGCCCUCUCCAACCGCAAUCUCAGUCAGAUCGUGUCUUACCAAACGUGCCCAGGGCCUUGCUUUUGCAAAACGCAUCCUUCAGAUUUGGGGCUGAGCGUCAACUGCCAAGAGAAAAAUAUCCAGUCCCUGUCUGAACUGAUGCCGAAACCUCUGAAUGCCAAGAAGCUGCACGUCAACGGCAAUGGCAUCAAGGACGUGGAUGGCGCCGACUUUGCUGACUUUGAGGGCCUGGAUUUGCUCCAUUUAGGGAGCAACCAGAUCGCAGCGCUCAAGGGAGACGUCUUCCACAAUCUUACCAACUUGCGCAGGCUCUAUCUCAAUGGCAACCAGAUAGAGAGACUCUACCCUGAGAUCUUUUCGGGCCUCCACAACCUGCAGUAUCUGUAUUUGGAGUACAAUUUGAUUAAGGAAAUCCUGGCAGGCACCUUUGACUCGAUGCCGAACUUGCAGUUGCUCUACUUAAACAAUAACCUCCUGAAGAGCCUGCCCGUUUACAUCUUCUCAGGAGCCUCCUUGGCUCGACUGAACCUGAGAAACAACAAGUUCAUGUACCUGCCCGUCAGUGGGGUGCUGGAUCAGCUGCAGGCCCUCACCCAGAUCGACUUGGAGGGCAACCCCUGGGACUGCACCUGUGACUUGGUGGCCCUGAAGCUGUGGCUGGAAAAACUCAACGACGGCAUUGUGGUCAAAGAACUGAAAUGCGAGACGCCAGUGCAGUUCGCCAACAUCGAACUAAAGUCCCUCAAAAAUGAGAUCUUGUGCCCCAAGCUCCUAAACAAGCCAUCGACGCCAUUCACAAGCCCUGCGCCAGCCAUCACGCUCACCACCCCGCUGGGUCCCAUUCGAAGCCCGCCUGGUGGCCCUGUGCCCCUGUCCAUUCUCAUCUUAAGCAUCCUAGUGGUGCUCAUUUUGACUGUGUUCGUGGCUUUCUGCCUCCUCGUCUUCGUGCUGCGGCGCAACAAGAAGCCCACUGUGAAGCAUGAAGGCCUGGGGAGCCCCGAGUGCGGCUCCAUGCAGCUGCAGCUGCGGAAGCACGACCACAAGACCAACAAGAAAGACAGCCUGAGCACAGAGGCCUUCAUCCCCCAGACCAUCGAGCAGAUGAGCAAGAGCCACACGUGUGGCCUGAAGGAGUCUGAGACGGGCUUCAUGUUCUCGGAUCCGCCAGGCCAGAAGGUCAUCAUGAGGAACGCUGCCGAGAAGGAGAAAGAUUUACUACACGUAGACACCAGAAAGAGACUGAGCACGAUCGAUGAGCUGGAUGAGCUGUUCCCUAGCAGGGAUUCCAAUGUGUUCAUUCAGAAUUUUCUGGAAAGCAAAAAGGAGUACAACAGCAUAGGCGUCAGUGGCUUUGAGAUCCGCUAUCCGGAAAAACAGCAAGACAAAAAAACCAAGAAGUCAUUAAUAGGAGGCAACCACAGUAAGAUUGUCGUGGAACAAAGGAAGAGUGAGUAUUUUGAACUGAAGGCCAAACUUCAGAGUUCCCCCGACUACCUGCAGGUCCUCGAGGAGCAGACAGCUUUGAACAAGAUCUAGGUCAUGCAAUCUUCAUUCAUACAGAGGACAUUUAUUUAAUGAUGAAAGUGCCUUUUGUUGACUUCUAAUUUCCAAAUACUAUAUUAUCAAUAGGCAUAGAGGCAGGCGUUUCCAAGGGUGUCUAACUGUAGUUGCAAAGAUGUGUCCAGUAGAAGAGAAUUUCCUUAAUAGAUUUUACUACAAGAAACCUAUACUGUGGAGUCCUGUGGGGAUACUGCGAACUCUAUUGCCAAAGGGAUGCUUUAUACACAUCGUACGCUGAAUUUAACCUCAAGAGGCAAAUCUGGUUUGUACCCUGAUGCAAAACCUUCGUCUCUUCGCGCUUUGUCAAGCAAAGUCAAGAAAACUGGUACCAGUGUUCAGACCUUCACUGGGUCCUUCAUCUUGCACGUAGAUUAAGUUGGCGGAACUGGAACAAUCCUUUUGAUUUGUGGCAUUGUAACAACUGUGUAAAACUUAUCUGAAAAGU
Messenger RNA from Elephantulus edwardii (Cape elephant shrew), 3049 nucleotides. Its product is annotated as SLIT and NTRK-like protein 4-like. Bases 1 to 2580 code for a protein of 859 amino acids. Gene Ontology annotation, molecular function: protein binding. Gene Ontology annotation, cellular component: glutamatergic synapse; membrane. Gene Ontology annotation, biological process: regulation of presynapse assembly; axonogenesis; positive regulation of synapse assembly. The record is from RefSeq and is a predicted model, not a curated record. The transcript has a single exon. NCBI's taxonomy places the organism in Eukaryota, Metazoa, Chordata, Mammalia, Macroscelidea, Macroscelididae.